Molecule: messenger RNA, 1968 nt
Organism: Phytophthora infestans T30-4
Lineage: Eukaryota; Oomycota; Peronosporomycetes; Peronosporales; Peronosporaceae
Exons: 2
Coding region: 1-1968 (655 amino acids)
Source: RefSeq, a predicted model, not a curated record
AUGGAGCACAUUCCUCCAGCACUCUUCACGUCCAUCGUGGCGUUCGCUGUGUAUGACUACAGCGAGGACCUGAUCCCGACGAAGCGCAAACUGCCUCUAGAGGGUCUCAAGCCUCUCGCACAGGUCUGCAAGUCCUGGUACCGACUCAUCGACGAGGUCGCGUGUCGCUCGAAGCGCUCCACACUCAGUCUCAAGUUCUCUUCAGGUUCUCGUACCGAAAUUUUGGAACUUCGCCGGCACAUUUUGGAAAGAGGCUCCAAAAUACUGGAUCUGAGCAUCCAAAUGGGGGAAGCGCCACCACGCGGAGCACUACGCCGACUCGAUCUGUCCGAAGUCCAAUUAGUAAGCGGACAAGUAGAAUUGAUCCUCAAAAGUGCAGCCAAAUACUGCAGAUAUAUUGAAUCUGUGACGUUGGCUACAGUGGAUGAAGUGGCGCAAGGUCGAGUUGACUUCGACUCGAUCCUUGCAGCUUUGUACGCUGCAUUGGAGACGUGGUACUCCAGUGGAACGCACAGAGGACUGAGGCAGUUAACUGUUCCGGUACUGGAUGAGAGAAACCGGUUCCAGACAUGUAGACAAUUUUUUGACAAUAUUGUGAAAUUUUGUCCGGAACUGGAAUUUUUGGAUGGAUACAAGAAGACACUAAAUGAAAUGGACAAGUUGGUAUGUCGUGAUGACUGGCUGAUCACAGUGAAUCAAUGGGACGAGUUUAACGCCAAGUGCACGCAGUUGCGGGAGUUCAAUUGGGUAGUUGCGCCUUUCGCUGACCCAUUCUUCAGGGUGUUUGGAGAACAUGUAAAACCUCACUUGAAGAAACUCACUUUUGCCGUGAAUAUGUUGUGGAAGUGGGAAGAGUAUUUCGACGCAUUGGAUGAGGCAGCUGGGCUACCUCCUACGACUCAUACGACGUGGCACAGCUUCUCCCAACGACCAGGGUAUGGCUAUAAGGCGACCGAUGCGAGCAGUGCACUGAAAGGGUGUCCUGCGUUGGAUGAGUUGGAGAUUCAACUGUAUCAUCCUGUUGACGAGGAUGAGAUGGGGUUUGAUGAUCCAUACGAGGACGACGACACUGCUGAUUUCCCAGACGAGGAGGUGCUGAAUAUUGACAUUUACAAUGAUAAGUUCUGCGAGACUUUAGUAGAAUCUUGUCCGUUGUUGACUAAGUUUUCCAUCUGGGAGGUUGCUGAGGGACACAACAGCAAUUUCAUCCCUAUUCGAACUUUUACUGACCAAGGACUUGUAGGUCUGGCGAAGUUAAAAUACUUGAAUUCGAUGGAGCUACGUACGAUCAACUGCACGGGCACCGGCGUGUUCGAGUUUCUAAAUGGACUAUCAGAAGAGUUUUUGGGACAGCGAACGUUCCAAAUCUGCGUUGGAGGACACCCCAGCGACUCUCGAUUGGCAUUUUACAACGCCAUUCCAGAACUCUUAAAGCAGCUGGAAGCGAGAAGUGCAGAGCAGCUGAAAUGGGGACGUCGCAAGUUUAUUUUACGUCUGAUGAACUUGAAUUUCGCCUCUGUGGAGCCAGGCUGGAGUGAACAAUAUCUUCGCGACUUGGAGCCCAUAGUGAAGAAUGUGAAGAAGAUGCAUCCGAAUCUUCGUCUUCGUAUUACGACGUCUGGACGCAGAGGUAGUAGCUUCCGAAGUAUCACCGAGUUGGGGCUGUACACUUCGAAUGCUAAACCUAGUAUUUGGUACGGUUGGAAUGAAGAAGAGAGCGACCAGAAUGUUACCUUUGUGAAUCGUGGCGGAGGGUCUUCCAGCUUUGAUCACGCUCAAAGCAGACUGCCGGUUGAGUUGCGUCACCCUGAGUUACUUGAUCCAGACUCGCUACCUAUCGACUACGAGUUACCAGCAGACUAUUUCGAAGACUACGGGUAUGGUGGGUACGGCGACUUUGGUGACUAUGACGAAGACACUUUUGAUGAUGGAUUUUACGAUGCCAACGCAGACGAACUGUGGGAAUAA